Messenger RNA from Paramecium tetraurelia, 228 nucleotides. RefSeq lists its product as uncharacterized. The record is from RefSeq and is a predicted model, not a curated record. The transcript is spliced from 2 exons. NCBI's taxonomy places the organism in Eukaryota, Ciliophora, Oligohymenophorea, Peniculida, Parameciidae.
AUGAGUGCUGUCCCAAAUUAUUAACAAUCUAGCAAAGUCAUCGUAUUGGGAUAGUACUAAUCAGGAAGAGGAUUCAAAGAGGAGGGAAGACUUAGAAUGGAUGCCAAAGAAUCAAUAUUUGAACGAAUACAAAUAAAUAGUAGUGAGGCAUUCAGUCGAGUUCAAUUUAUUUCUAUAAAUAAAAACAAUAUUUAAAUGGACAACUUAUUCUAAAUGGAAGAUUGCUGA